AGAUUUUAAUGACCAGCAGAGAUUCAAAUAGCUCUUCGACAAGCACAAAGGAAGUUCCAGAUGACGACUACGAAAAAGGCAAGAAGAUAUUCAAAAAGAGGUGUGCCAGAUGUCACACGAUCACUCAGACCCGCUCGCAUGUUGGUCCGCCUCUGAACGGUGUCAUGGGUCGGUUAGCCGGUACCGUCCCCGGUUACCCGUAUUCACAAAGCAUUCGCCGCUAUGCCGUGGUGUGGAACAAAGAAACGCUGGACGAAUAUCUGGCCAACCCACGGAAGUAUAUCCCAGGCACGAAGAUGUGGUUCGGAGGAGUCAGAAGGGCACUCGAACGUGCUUAUCUCAUCAAGUUUAUUGAAGUCGAAAGCGCAAAGACACCCAUAUGACUUAGUAUUGAUAGAUCAUAAUGUUAUACCAUAUUUACUUUCCGAUAGACAUAACGCAUUAAUCUGCAAUACGCAUGAC
Messenger RNA from Cylicocyclus nassatus, 462 nucleotides. Lineage: Eukaryota; Metazoa; Nematoda; Chromadorea; Rhabditida; Strongylidae. The record is from the annotation of a GenBank genome assembly.